This is a messenger RNA of Xyrauchen texanus (razorback sucker), 1305 nucleotides long. Its product is annotated as zonadhesin-like. Gene Ontology annotation, molecular function: protein binding. The transcript is spliced from 2 exons. NCBI's taxonomy places the organism in Eukaryota, Metazoa, Chordata, Actinopteri, Cypriniformes, Catostomidae. Bases 27 to 1169 code for a protein of 380 amino acids. The record is from RefSeq and is a predicted model, not a curated record.
GGUGUCACUAAUGAGUGUGUGUGUGUAUGAGCGCGAGCAACAAGCUGCAGUUCACUGAACGACCACAGGUGUCACUAUGGAGUGUGUGUACGAGCAACAGGUUGCAGUUCACUGAACGGCCACAGGUGUCACUAAUGAGUGUGUGUAUGAGCGCGAGCAACAGGCUGCAGUUCACUGAACAGCCACAGGUGUCACUAUGGAGUGUGUGUAUGAGCACGAGCAACAGGCUGCAGUUCACUGAACGGCCACAGGUGUCACUAUGGAGUGUGUGCAAGAGUGCGAGCAACAGGCUGCAGUUCACUGAACGGCCACAGGUGUCACUAUGGAGUGUGUGCAAGAGCGCGAGCAACAGGCUGCAGUUCACUGAACGGCCACAGGUGUCACUAUGGAGUGUGUGUAUGAGCACGAGCAACAGGCUGCAGUUCACUGAACGGCCACAGGUGUCACUAUGGAGUGUGUGCAAGAGCACGAGCAACAGGCUGCAGUUCACUGAACGGCCACAGGUGUCACUAUGGAGUGUGUGCAAGAGCGCGAGCAACAGGCUGCAGUUCACUGAACGGCCACAGGUGUCACUAUGGAGUGUGUGCAAGAGCGCGAGCAACAGGCUGCAGUUCACUGAACGGCCACAGGUGUCACUAUGGAGUGUGUGCAUGAGCACGAGCAACAGGCUGCAGUUCACUGAACGGCCACAGGUGUCACUAUGGAGUGUGUGCAAGAGCGCGAGCAACAGGCUGCAGUUCACUGAACGGCCACAGGUGUCACUAUGGAGUGUGUGCAUGAGCACGAGCAACAGGCUGCAGUUCACUGAACGGCCACAGGUGUCACUAUGGAGUGUGUGUAUGAGCACGAGCAACAGGCUGCAGUUCACUGAACGGCCACAGGUGUCACUAUGGAGUGUGUGUACGAGCGCGAGCAACAGGCUGCAGUUCACUGAACGGCCACAGGUGUCACUAUGGAGUGUGUGUAUGAGCACGAGCAACAGGCUGCAGUUCACCGAACGGCCACAGGUGUCACUAUGGAGUGUGUGUACGAGCAACAGGCUGCAGUUCACUGAACGGCCACAGGUGUCACUAUGGAGUGUGUGUAUGAGCACGAGCAACAGGUUGCAGUUCACUGAACGGCCACAGGUGUCACUAAUAACAAGCGUUUCUGACACGCUGCACCUUUAAAUGCAAGGAUACGAGACUUUCUGCAUCACCGCUUGUACAGAACACUGACUCGGUUCAGCACAUGUGUGCUUUUGACAUUCAGAAAUCAUCACCACGUUUUCAGCCUACAUUUGACAUUUUUAGUGGUUUUGCAGCA